AUGGACUUUCUUCAGCGCCUCGCGCAAAUCCUCGACCGCCCGCUCUUCCCCUGGAGGAAGCUCAUCCUCGGCUUCUCCGUCGGCCAGUACAUCUUCGAGUCGCUCCUCACCCUGCGCCAGUACCGCGUUCUGCAGGCCACCAAGCCGCCCGCCGUCCUCGCCAAGGAGAUCCCCCAGGACACCUUUGACAAGUCCCAGGCCUAUGGCCGCGCCAAGGCCCGCUUCGGCCUCGUCAGCGGCCUUUGGUCCCAGAUCCAAAACUUUGCCUUCAUCCACUACGACGUACUCCCCAAGCUCUGGUCGCUGACCGGUGACUGGCUGCUGCGCUUCGCCCCGACCCGCUUCACUGGCGAGAUCAGCCACUCCAUCGUCUUCGUCCUCACCUUCAUCCUUGUUCAGCAGCUCCUCGGUCUCCCCGCCAAGCUCUACAGUACAUUUGUCCUCGAAGAGGAAUUUGGCUUCAACAAGCAAACUCCAACCCUCUUCGUCUCCGACAUGAUCAAGUCCAACCUCAUCCUCGCCACCAUCGUCCCCCCCAUCCUCGCCGGCUUCCUCAAGAUCAUCCAAAAGACCGGUACCGGCUUCGUCUUCUACCUCUGGGCCUUCUCCGCCGCCAUCCAGCUCUUCGCCAUCACCGCAUACCCCGUCUUCAUCCAGCCGCUCUUCAACAAGCUCUCCCCCCUCGAGGACGGCGAGCUCAAGGACAAGGUCAACGCCCUCGCCGACAAGUUCAAGUUCCCCCUCUCCGAGCUCUACGUCAUCGACGGCAGCAAGCGCAGCGCCCACUCCAACGCCUUUUUCUACGGCCUCCCCUGGAAGAAGCACAUUGUCAUCUACGAUACCCUGCUCGAGAAGAGCGAAACGGACGAGGUGCUCGCCAUUCUCGCCCACGAGCUCGGCCACUGGAAGCUCGGCCACACCACCCGUCUGUUCGGCAUCUCCCAGGUCAAUCUGCUCUACAUCUUUAGCCUCUUCUCCGUCUUCAUCAACAACAAGUCCCUCUAUGCCUCCUUUGGCUUCCAUAACAUCCACCCCAUCGUCAUCGGCUUCAUCCUCUUCUCCGACGCCCUCUCGCCCAUGGACACUGUCCUCCAGCUCGCCCUCAACAUGCUCUCACGCAAGUUCGAGUUCGAGGCUGACGACUUCGCCCUCGGUCUCGGCUUCAAGUCGAACCUGUCCACGGCCCUCAUCAAGCUCCACAAGCAGAACCUCAGCACCAUGGACGCUGACUGGGUGUACGCCAGCUACCACUUCUCCCACCCCCACCUGUCCGAGCGCCUCAAGGCCCUCGGCUGGGAGAGCGAUCGCAAGGUCGUCGUCGAGGAAGAAAAGGAGGGCGUUGUCAAGGCCUCUGGUCGCGAUGAGCUGUAA
Molecule: messenger RNA, 1371 nt
Organism: Cordyceps fumosorosea ARSEF 2679
Lineage: Eukaryota; Fungi; Ascomycota; Sordariomycetes; Hypocreales; Cordycipitaceae
Product: CaaX prenyl protease
Exons: 2
Coding region: 1-1371 (456 amino acids)
Biological process (GO): CAAX-box protein processing
Cellular component (GO): endoplasmic reticulum membrane
Molecular function (GO): metalloendopeptidase activity
Source: RefSeq, a predicted model, not a curated record